Castor canadensis (American beaver) is the source of this 4053-nucleotide messenger RNA. Lineage: Eukaryota; Metazoa; Chordata; Mammalia; Rodentia; Castoridae. The record is from RefSeq and is a predicted model, not a curated record.
CCACAUACGUCCCAAGUCAGAAGCCUGGAUCUGCAUAAUACACUUUUAUUCUCUCAAAAGCAGCAGAUUUCUUUGACAUAUGCUAUCCUUGAAUUAAAAUAUUUGUAAUGAUGCUCUGAAGAUUUCAUCAGCAUUACUUUUUUUUAAUUAAAUGAUUUGAGCCUGUGAGAAAAAUAAGACCUUUUUUGAGAACCGGAUAUGCUCUUAGUACAUAGUUGAUAAAUGUUGGCAUUCAUGAUGUGUUUAAGCAGAUUAAAAUAUCACAUAGCACCUACUUUUAUACUCUCGUUUUCUAUUUCAGGUCACAGUGUGAGAAACAUCCAGGCCUUCGCAGUUCUUCAGAAUGCAUUUUUGAAAGCAAAAACCAACUUCCUUGCCCAAAUCAUCCUUGAUGCCAUCACAAAUAUUUACAUGGCUGACAGUGCCAAUUAUUUCAUCCUAGAGUCACAGCAAUACACUGUCACAGUUUGCAGAGAAGAUUUCUAAACUCCCACAAGUACAAAACAAAUACUUUGAGAUGCUGGAAUUUGUCGUUUUUAGCCUAAAUUAUAUCCCUUGUAAAGAACUUAUUAGUGUUAGUAUCCUCUUAAAAUCUAGCUCUUCUUACCACUGUAGCAUUAUUGCAAUGAAAACACUUCUUAAGUUUACAAGACAUGACUACAUAUUUAAAGAUGUGUUCAGGGAGGUGGGCCUUCUGGAGGUCAUGGUAAACCUAUUGCAUAAAUACGCUGCCCUCUUGAAGGAUCCGACUCAGGCCCUAAAUGAACAAGGGGACUCAAGAAACAACAGUUCAAUUGAAGACCAAAAACACCUGGCUCUUUUGGUUAUGGAGGCCUUGACAGUACUUCUUCAAGGAUCAAACACAAAUGCAGGAAUAUUCCGAGAGUUUGGAGGUGCAAGAUGUGCGCACAACAUAGUGAAGUACCCUCAAUGCCGGCAGCAUGCCCUGAUGACUAUCCAGCAGUUGGUGCUCUCUCCAAAUGGGGACGAUGACAUGGGCACACUCCUGGGCUUAAUGCAUUCAGCCCCACCCACAGAACUGCAGCUGAAGACUGACAUUUUAAGGGCCCUCCUGUCAGUCCUUCGAGAAAGCCAUCGUUCAAGAACAGUUUUUAGGAAAGUUGGAGGAUUUGUGUACAUUACAUCCUUGCUCGUUGCUAUGGAAAGAUCUUUGAGCUUUCCGCCCAAGAAUGGCUGGGAGAAAGUGAACCAGAAUCAAGUGUUUGAACUUCUCCACACUGUGUUCUGCACAUUGACUGCAGCCAUGCGCUAUGAGCCAGCCAACUCCCAUUUCUUCAAAACAGAGAUUCAGUAUGAGAAGUUGGCAGAUGCUGUUCGGUUUCUUGGCUGCUUCUCAGAUCUAAGAAAAAUAAGCGCCAUGAAUGUCUUCCCUUCAAACACACAGCCAUUUCAGAGACUGCUAGAGGAAGACGUGAUCUCAAUGGACUCGGUGUCGCCCACACUGCGACACUGCAGUAAACUCUUUAUUUAUCUCUACAAAGUAGCUACAGAUUCGUUUGACAGUCGUGCAGAACAGAUCCCUCCUUGCCUGACAAGUGAGUCUUCUCUCCCCUCUCCUUGGGGAACACCAGCUUUGUCCAGGAAAAGGCAUGCAUAUCAUUCUGUUUCAACUCCCCCUGUUUACCCUGCAAAAAAUGUUACUGACCUAAAACUUCAUGUGACAACUUCACCACUCCAGAGUUCCGAUGCUGUCAUCAUCCAUCCUGGGGCAAUGCUGGCCAUGUUGGACCUUCUGGCCUCUGUAGGGUCAGUGGCACAGCCAGAACAUGCUUUGGACCUUCAACUUGCUGUGGCAAAUAUUUUACAAUCCCUGGUGCACACAGAAAGAAACCAGCAAGUCAUGUGUGAAGCCGGCCUUCACGCGCGACUGCUACAGAGGUGCAGCGCUGCUCUGGCUGACGAGGACCACGCUCUGCACCCACCUCUCCAGCGGAUGUUUGAACGCCUGGCCUCUCAGGCCUUGGAACCCAUGGUGCUGAGGGAGUUUUUGCGUUUGGCAAGUCCUUUAAAUUGUGGUGCCUGGGACAAAAAACUGCUAAAACAAUAUAGGGUCCACAAACCAAGUUCAUUGAGUUAUGAACCAGAGAUGAGAAAUAGCAUGAUCACUUCUGUGGAAGGCCUGGGUUCUGAUAAUGUUUUUAGCUUACAUGAAGAUAACCAUUAUCGAAUAAGCAAAAGCCUGGUGAAAUCUGCAGAAGGAAGUACUGUGCCCUUGACCAGGGUGAAGUGCUUGGUCUCCAUGACAACCCCACAUGACAUCAGACUUCAUGGGUCAUCAGUUACUCCAGCUUUUGUUGAAUUUGAUACAUCCCUUGAAGGGUUUGGCUGCCUGUUUCUGCCCAGUUUGGCCCCUCAUAACGCCCCUAGCAAUAAUGCCGUCACGACAGGUCUUACCGAUGGGGCUGUGGUCAGUGGCAUUGGUUCUGGUGAAAGAUUCUUCCCGCCUCCAUCUGGCUUAAGCUACUCUAGCUGGUUUUGCAUUGAACACUUUAGUUCUCCUCCAGGUAGCCAUCCAGUCCGACUCCUUACUGUUGUACGCCGAGCAAAUUCAUCUGAACAGCAUUACGUGUGCCUUGCCGUAGUUCUGUCGGCAAAAGACCGAGCUUUGAUUGUUUCUACUAAAGAGGAACUUCUCCAAAAUUAUGGUUAGUAUUUAUCUUUUUCUGUUUCCUUCUUUUGAUUAAGAUGUCAUUUUAUUAUUCAGUGAAGGUCCAAAUGAUAAUCUUUUCCAACCUAAAUUGGUAUAACAGAGUAGGUUAUAUAAAGUCUUGAAUAUUGUUUACCAAUAAACUUUAAGGUAUUUUCAAAAGAGUCUUAAAAAAUAGUGGAGAGCCCAUGGGCUGGUCGGUCACGCCUAUAAUCCUAGCUACUUGGGAAGCUGAAAUUGGGAGGAUUGUGGUUCGAGGACAGCCUAGACAAAUAAUUGGGGAGACCCCAUCUCCAAAAUAACCAUAGCAGAUUGGAUAGAGAUGUGGCUCAAACAGUAGAGCACCUACUUUGGAAGCACAAAUGCCAGAGUUCAAACUGCAGUCCCACAAAAACAAAACAAAACAAAACAAUGCAGGGAAAACCUCCAAUGAGGACCCAUUUCCUCUUGCCAUGAAUCAGGCUUUUGCUAGGAAAGCAGCUUGCUUUUUUGACAUAUUUGGUAAAGAUUAUCAUUGACUAUGAAUUCUGCUUAAGUAAGUAAUAUCACUGAGUACCUGCUUACCAUAUAUGCUACACUGUGUUAAACACAGUAGCAUUUUAAUUACUUUAAUACUUUUCAUCAACUUAAUACAUACAAUUUCAUAAUCCUAAUGCCCUCUAACCUGCCAUUACCUUACGUUGUUUUACAAUAUAAUUUUAGUCAAGGCAUUCAGGAGAUCUUCCUAAGUGAGAAAAACUAAAAAGUAAAAUAAUAACACAUUGGUUGGCAUGUGGUUAGUAUUCAAUAAACAGUAAUUGAAUAUGAAUGUUAGCUUUUCAGUUAGAUUGUAAGGUUUAUUAUUUUAGUAUUCUUCCUGAUACCUAGCUCAGAGCUAAGUCUCAAAGUACUUAGUACUUUAAAAUUCUCACCUGAGGGGUGGAGAUACAUAGCUCAGUGGCCGGAGCAAAGCCCUGGGCUUGAUCCAUAACACUGCAACAAUAAACAAACAAAGUUCUCAUUGUCACACUUUGUUUGCCCUUUAGUGGCAUUUGGUCCUGUUGACCUCUUCCUCCUCAGUAAAGCUGUCUCCAGCCUUGCAUCCUGGAUCUCUCAGAGUGUUCUCUCACCAUUCCUCUGGCUUCCCUUUCACAGUUUCCUUCUAUAGCUUUCUCUUCAUCCUUCUCAAAAUUAGUAUUCUUUUACAUUUCAUCUUUGGUCUUUGUACUCAAUCUGUUCUUUAUAAGAAAAACAAUUAACACUUUGUGUUGGUUUUAGGUCUUUUUGUCCAACAACAAAAUAGAACUUUUCAUCUGUGUCCCAAGCUUGGUCUUCAUAUUUCCAUCUGCAAAUUAGACAUCUCCAUAUGAAUUAUCUCCCUAUAUACAUUUCUGUUUCUAACAUUU